AAUUUUGCCCAAUAGAAUUAGAGGACAUUGUUGCCUUGAACUUCCGGGAAAUGGUAUAAGGUUUGAGGCCUACCCACGAGAGUCGCCGGAGAGAAAGCUGUUCCAGUUUGCAAAUCGUGAACGCAACCAUGACUGAAAACGAUGUUGACAACGAGCUGCUGGACUACGAGGAGGAUGAGGAGCCACAGGGAGCCCCCGAGAGCGCAGUUGCACCAGGCAAGAAGGAGGUGAAAGGUUCCUACGUCUCCAUCCACAGCUCCGGCUUCCGAGACUUCUUGCUCAAACCCGAACUGCUCCGUGCUAUCGUUGACUGCGGCUUUGAGCAUCCAUCUGAAGUUCAACACGAAUGCAUUCCACAAGCCAUUCUGGGCAUGGACAUCCUCUGCCAGGCCAAGUCCGGUAUGGGGAAGACGGCGGUGUUUGUGCUUGCCACACUACAGCAGAUUGAGCCUGUGGAUGGACAGGUCUUGGUGCUGGUCAUGUGCCACACUCGUGAGCUGGCCUUCCAGAUCAGCAAAGAGUACGAGCGCUUCUCCAAGUACAUGUCCAACGUGAAGUGCUCGGUGUUCUUCGGAGGCCUGCCAAUCAAGAAGGAUGAAGAGGUGCUGAAGAAGAGCUGCCCUCACAUCGUGGUGGGUACACCAGGCCGAAUCCUCGCCCUCGUCCGCAACAAGACCCUCAGCCUCAAAAACGUCAAGCACUUUGUCCUGGAUGAGUGCGAUAAGAUGCUCGAGCAGCUCGAUAUGCGACGGGACGUGCAGGAUAUCUUCAGGCUGACCCCCCAUGAGAAGCAGUGCAUGAUGUUCAGUGCUACACUCAGCAAAGAGAUCCGGCCUGUCUGUCGCAAGUUCAUGCAAGACCCUAUGGAGGUGUUUGUAGAUGAUGAGACAAAGCUGACUCUGCACGGCCUGCAGCAGUAUUACUGCAAGCUGAAGGACAGCGAAAAAAAUCGCAAACUCUUUGACCUGCUCGAUGUCCUCGAGUUCAACCAGGUUGUGAUCUUUGUGAAGUCAGUAGCACGCUGCGUCGCUCUCUCUCAGCUGCUGGUGGAGCAGAACUUCCCCGCCAUCGCCAUUCACAGAGGCAUGGUUCAGGAGGAGAGAUUGUCACGGUAUCAGCAAUUCAAAGAUUUCCAGAGGAGGAUCCUGGUGGCGACUAACCUGUUCGGCAGGGGGAUGGAUAUUGAACGUGUCAACAUUGUCUUCAACUACGACAUGCCCGAAGACUCGGACACUUACCUACACAGGGUGGCUCGUGCCGGUCGAUUUGGGACCAAAGGUUUGGCGGUCACCUUUGUGUCCGACGAAACAGACGCCAAGAUCCUCAACGAUGUCCAGGACCGUUUUGAAGUGAAUGUGGCCGAACUACCAGAGGAAAUAGACAUCUCUUCAUACAUUGAACAGUCCAGAUGAAUUGUGUCCUGUAAUCCAAUAACGAUCGUGGUGCAUUUGGCAUCUUUGGAUGGUGGAAGAGAAGAUGCCUCCGUAUUUUAUUUUGAUAUCUGUUGACAGACCACCUUUUCAACUUCCCAUGGAUUCUGUUCUAAUGUGUGUCUUAAAAUGUGUUUAUUUUAUUGCAGUCUUGGGUGGGUACUUUUAUAAUUUCACAUGUUCAUUGGUUUGAGAAUUAAACCCCCUUUUUUUUUUUUUUUUUAAUACAGUGCCUUUUUGUCUUUUGUCCAUGUUGCAUCUUGGGUUACAUUUGAGCUCUUUCCGUGCUGUUAAUCCCUGCUUUAGUUUGUAGCAGAGUUCUCCCAACAGAGGUAACUGCAGAUGUCAAUUAUAAAUAAGCAGUGCAUAUGGAGCGAUUGCCCUUAUUAGAGUCAGUAACUAGGGAUGUGAAGAAAAUGAAAGGCAAAAAUCACUCUUUAUUCUCUUGUGCUGCAACCUUGGAGCCACUUCUAGUACUGGUUUAUUUACUGCAGUUACAAUCAGAGUUCGUGAGUAAUAGUGCAAUAAAAGAAACAUUUAGACUUUUAGCUGCCGAAGAUUGAAAACUGUUAACAUGAACAAUACCUAAUACAUAGUUAAUAGUAAAUGAAUACCUGUAAUUUUGUCCUAUAAUUAUUUGCGUCAGUCCUGCCGAUGUUAAACUUGAUGCAUCAGUGCUUAAGAUGUUGGACUUUUCACCAGAAGGUCGUGAGAUCAAAUCCCAGCACCGUCGAGCAUUCGUUGCUGGGCCCUCAACUACUCAAAUUUAAAUCGCUCUGGAUAAGGGCGUCUGCCAAAUGCCGUAAAUGUACAUCAGUGCAAAAUUGACAAAAUAUGUUAAUGAAGCAUGCAAGUAGCAAUGAGUGCUCCUGUGUUUCAUCAAUUAUUCCUGAUGUGUAUAUACACUUUGUUUCUGUGUAACUACACAUUGAUAGAGCCAUAUAAACACCCAAAAACAGAAUACGUUGUUUCCCAGCAAAACCGUUAAAUCUUUAAAAUCAAAUUGGACAUUAUACUACCGCAGUGCUGCAGAAUUCCCCAAUCUGGUUGGUCAGAAGAUGAUUAAUUUCUUAUAACAGCUUUGACAGUAGUUCCAGCUGUGAUGUUUAUAUUACAUGCACUCAAUCUGAUGUUAUCGUUUGUUCAGUAACAACUUCCACAGGCACUUGGCUGGUAGACGCUCCACAUAAUCUAAGACUAAUAAUAAACAUUUAAAAAUAAACUCAUAAUUGUUGGCAUUGGGACGAUUUAUGUAAGGAGACCUUUAUUUAACAUUUAUGGAAGGAGUCUCCAGUGUCAGUGAUUUGUAAUAGUGGCUAAUGUUUCCACCAAAGGAGGUUCUUCAGGGUCGAAUAGUUGCGCGUUCUGAUUUCUUAGUAACAUGACGAGUUGCAUUUUUUUCUGUAAGAGAGGGGGAAAAAAAGAGAGGAUCCUUAACUUAAGUGAUAACUUUGGGGUAACAGUAACUAUUUUUCAUGUCAGGCAGCAUCUAACUACCCUGUCACUGAUUAUUUUCUUAUAACAGCAUGCCCUGAUGCGUAUUAUUCCUUAAUUAAUGACCUUUUUGUCACUUUGUCCAACAAAGUGUCUAAAAUCUAACUUUCUAAUUCUCACUAAUCUACAAACAAUUAUCACCUUGGCUCAUUUGAAUUUUUUUUUUUUUUUUUUUUUUUUAACAAGCUCAGGUUUUGUUGUUGUUUUUUUUUGUCAUCAGGAUUUAC
This is a messenger RNA of Ictalurus furcatus (blue catfish), 3151 nucleotides long. RefSeq names its product DEAD (Asp-Glu-Ala-Asp) box polypeptide 39Aa (gene ddx39aa). The transcript is spliced from 10 exons. Gene Ontology annotation, molecular function: RNA helicase activity; ATP binding; RNA binding. The record is from RefSeq and is a predicted model, not a curated record. Bases 129 to 1412 code for a protein of 427 amino acids. Lineage: Eukaryota; Metazoa; Chordata; Actinopteri; Siluriformes; Ictaluridae. Gene Ontology annotation, biological process: mRNA export from nucleus; mRNA splicing, via spliceosome.